CCCCGACCGGCGAGGGGAGGAGGGGAGGAAGCGGAGGUUGCGCCGGGGAGGCCUCGGGCGGGCUGGGGCCUGGCCCUGGCCUCGGUCGGGGGACCCGGGCUUCUUCCGGCUUCCCAGCCCCGGCCAGUUCUUUGGGUUCCCUUAGGCGCGCCAAACUGGUCCUUCCCUCCCCCCCAUCCCCCCCACGGGUGUGAGAGCCUCGCUCGCCACCCUUGUCCAGCCUUCGGUCGUUGUCACCUGGGGCGCGGAAGGGAACGACCAGCCCUCGAACUGGGACCGGGUCCCACACUUUAUUACAGUCCUCUACGCGGGAAGCCUCAGUGUUCUCCUCGGUGAAAUGGGGUCAAGAAUUGAUGCGGCCUCGAAGGGUGUUGGUGAAUUCAGGGAGGGAGUUAGUACAUGAACAGAAGCGUGAAAUGCCAACAGGUAACGUCCUAUGAGACCGACCCAGGAACUUCGUGAAUGUGUCACCUAAUGUCCACAGCGCUCUUCCGGAGUUGUCCCUACUCAGAGGAGCGGAAAUCGAGGUGCAGAGAAAUGAAACAGCCGUAGAAGUGCAAAGCUGUGAGUCCUGAUUCUAGAGAUAGCUGCUGUUGACCUGUAACCCUAAGGACGAAAUAGCUGGCUAAACUCAUUCUUGGUACAGGUGUACACCAUGUCCUUGAAGAUUCAGACCAGCAAUGUAACCAACAAGAAUGACCCCAAGUCCAUCAACUCUCGGGUCUUCAUUGGGAACCUAAACACAGCUGUGGUAAAGAAGUCAGAUGUGGAAACCAUCUUUUCCAAAUAUGGCCGUGUGGCCGGCUGCUCUGUGCACAAAGGCUAUGCCUUUGUCCAGUAUGCCAAUGAGCGUCAUGCCCGGGCAGCUGUGCUGGGAGAGAAUGGACGGGUGCUGGCUGGACAGACUCUGGAUAUCAACAUGGCUGGGGAGCCCAAGCCCAACAGACCCAAGGGGCUAAAGAGAGCAGCAACUGCCAUAUACAGUGGCUACAGCUUUGACUAUGAUUACUAUCAAGACUACUUCUAUGCCAGGCUGUUUGAUUAUCGAGGCCGCCUUUCUCCAGUGCCUGUGCCCAGGGCAGUCCCAGUGAAGCGACCCCGUGUCACGGUCCCUUUGGUUCGCCGUGUCAAAACUACAAUACCUGUCAAACUCUUUGCCCGUUCCACAGCCAUCACUACUGGCUCAGCCAAGAUCAAGUUAAAGAGCAGCGAGCUACAGACCAUCAAAACAGAGCUGACACAGAUCAAGUCCAACAUUGAUGCCCUGUUGGGUCGCUUGGAACAGAUUGCUGAGGAACAAAAGGCCAACCCAGAUGGCAAGAAGAAGGGUGACAGCAGCAGUGGUGGAGGAGGUGGCAGCGGUGGCGGAGGCACCAGUGGCAAUGCUGGUGGUAGUGGCGGCAACGGUGGUGGCAGCGGCGGCGGCAGCAGCCGGCCCCCGGCCCCCCACGAAGACACGGCCUCUGAGGCAGGCACACCCCAAGGAGAAGUCCAAACUCGAGAUGAUGGCGAUGAGGAGGGACUGCUGACACAUAGUGAGGAGGAACUGGAGCACAGCCAGGACACAGAUGCAGAAGAUGGGGCCUUGCAGUAAGCAGGAGAAAUGGCCACCAGCAGAAGGGCAUCACUGUCUCAGGCCUCAAGCCAGGCACUCAUUUCUGGAUGCCAGUUUGUAGCGGGUACCAGAGGAAAGCUGGCAGCAGGCACUCCUCUCCCCAUGCAUCCCAGCCAGUGAGUGCUACAUCCUUUGCAAGUGGAGUUACUGGCCUACCCUUACCCCAUGCACUCUUCCUGUCUGCACUGCCUGGGCCAAAGGGCAGAACACAUUCUGCCCUUCUUCCCCAGGGCAUUCCUAGGCUUGGGGUUUUUCUAUAGGUUUGAAAGUAGGGGUG
This is a messenger RNA of Peromyscus eremicus (cactus mouse), 1892 nucleotides long. It is a transcript of the gene Raly, whose product is annotated as RALY heterogeneous nuclear ribonucleoprotein. Gene Ontology annotation, cellular component: nucleus. The transcript is spliced from 10 exons. Bases 656 to 1594 code for a protein of 312 amino acids. The record is from RefSeq and is a predicted model, not a curated record. Lineage: Eukaryota; Metazoa; Chordata; Mammalia; Rodentia; Cricetidae. Gene Ontology annotation, molecular function: RNA binding.